AUGGAGCGGGCAGCGGGACAGGGACAGGGACCGGGACAGGGACCGGGGCGCUGGGCCGCCACCGCCUGCGUGGUGACGGGCGCUUCCCGCGGCUUCGGCCGCAGCCUGGCGCGGCUGCUGGCGCCGCAGCUCGGGCCCGGCUCGGUGCUGAUGCUGCUGGCGCGCUCCGCGGAUGCGCUGGCCGAGCUGGCGACCGAGCUGCGCGCCGGGGCCACCGGGAGCGGCCCCGAGAGCGGCCCCGGCAGCAGCGGGCUGCGGGUGCAGUGCGUGCCCGCUGACCUGGGCUCCGAGGAGGGGCUGCGGAGGGCGGGCGCUGCCCUGCGGGAGCUGCUGCGGGACGAGUCCUUCGGCCGCCUGCUGCUGGUCAACAACGCCGGCUCCUUGGGAGACAUCUCCAAAUCCUUCCUGGACCUCACCGACCUGGAGGAGAUCAACUCCUACUUCUCCUUCAACAUCAGCUCUGCCCUCUGCCUGACCUCCACGGCCCUGAGGGCCUUUGGGGCACGGCCAGGCUGCAGCAGGACCGUGGUGAACAUCUCAUCCCUGUGUGCCCUGGAGCCCUUCCCCAGCUGGGCCCUGUACUGCUCUGGGAAGGCUGCCAGGGACAUGAUGUUCCGUGUGCUGGCCCUGGAGGAGCCCGGAGUCCGUGUGCUCAACUAUGCCCCAGGGCCUCUGGACACGGACAUGCAGCUCCUGGCCCGGAGCAAGACUGGGGACCCUGGGCUGCGCCAGCACUUCCAGAGGCUGCAGGAGCAGGGGCAGCUCAUCCCGAGCUCUGUGUCAGCCCAGAAGCUGCUCCAGCUCCUGCAGGAGGAUUCCUUUUCCUCUGGAGCACACGUGGAUUUCUUUGACAUCUGAGCCCCUCCGCCUUUGCCUCCCUGCUCUGCUUCCAGCUGAGCCUUUCCCCGGUGCCUCC
Messenger RNA from Agelaius phoeniceus (red-winged blackbird), 916 nucleotides. It is a transcript of the gene SPR, whose product is annotated as sepiapterin reductase. Lineage: Eukaryota; Metazoa; Chordata; Aves; Passeriformes; Icteridae. Gene Ontology annotation, molecular function: sepiapterin reductase (NADP+) activity. Gene Ontology annotation, biological process: tetrahydrobiopterin biosynthetic process. The record is from RefSeq and is a predicted model, not a curated record.